Messenger RNA from Dermacentor andersoni, 803 nucleotides. Lineage: Eukaryota; Metazoa; Arthropoda; Arachnida; Ixodida; Ixodidae. The record is from RefSeq and is a predicted model, not a curated record.
AUGAUAUCAAUCAUCGACAACAUAGCUUCACCACUGGCCUUCAUGUCGUACCUGCUCGCUGAACACCAAGAAGUGCAGGAUAAAGUUCGAGCUGAAGUUCAAUCCUUGCUCCAGAAAGAGGGGGAGCUCACAUACGACGGCCUCGGUGAACUCACCUACUUGGGCCAAGUGCUGUCAGAAUCCCUUAGACUCUAUGCUCCGUUUACAGGCUGGGUGCCCAGGGUAUGUGACGAGGACUACGAGUACAACGGGGUUCGCAUCCUGAAAGGCAUGAGCGUUUCUUUUCUCGCUCACGAUGUGCACUACGAUCCCGUGCUGUGGCCAGAACCGAAAAGAUUUGACCCUGAACGGUUCAGCAAGGCAAACAAGGCGCGCAUACACCCCUUCUCCUACUUCCCCUACGGAAUCGGACAGCGCAUGUGCAUGGCAACUGCGCUCACCCGGGUGGAGUUCAUGGUCGCACUUGCCCUGCUUGUGAUGCGGUACAGGUUACUGCCUAGCGGCAAGUACAAAAACGAGCCACCGAACUAUUUUACAGCAUCAUUGGCGGCUUUUCCCAAGGAAGGCGUAUUCGUCAAACUACGGAAGCUAUAAAAUCCAGGAAAAGACUUAGAAGAUCAGCGUGAACACGCGUCAUGUUCAUUAUAACUGGCGACUUUCUUUCAUGUAAUUAUUAAUAAUUGUUUCUAUUUAAUUGCAAGAUACGCUCAUAACUCACCAGAGGCAUCAACUUUUUACAGCCUGACAGCUAUUCACGGGGCUGCAUACUGCAAUCACUCGCCAAUAAAGCUUUUCCAGUUGCU